This is a messenger RNA of Schistosoma guineensis, 5268 nucleotides long. The record is from the annotation of a GenBank genome assembly. Lineage: Eukaryota; Metazoa; Platyhelminthes; Trematoda; Strigeidida; Schistosomatidae.
AGCUUUUUAAAUCAUAACUAUUGUAACUCCAUACUACAUGGGUUUUCUACUCAAACUGCCAUAGAUGUAACGAUUAUUAAAUCUGUAACUCAUGUAUAAUCAAACUCGUAAUCAUCAACAUAUUUCAUUUUCAUGAAAUAUUUGUAAUACCUGUUCCAUAUUAACUUGUGUUAUUUAAUUUUUUGAAGAUGGACAACUCAGUGAGAGAAAUAAGUCUGAUGUAGUAGCUGUCGAUCUGUUCCUUGACAUUCUUAUUGAUUUAGACAGCUAUAUCAUAUCAAGAAAUGUACAGUUAACCACCGAGGAACUCAGACGAAGUAAUGAACUCAAAGAUGCAAUGCGUGAAUCAUGUAUUGGCUCACUGAUUCAUACGUGUUAUCAAUUGAUAGUGAGUUAUAAUCUACGUUUUGGUUUUUUAAGCUCACUUUCUACGGAAUCUCAACCACAUUAUAAUCAAAUUACUACCAGGUACUCUUUUGUGGGAUUCUUGUUCAAUCACUUGAAUAUUUCACAGCUUUUAACUCGGAUUGAUCAUAUUAACAAAACAGUUAUAGGUUAACCUGCAUAAUAGAACAAAGUGACUAUUGUUUUGUUAUUGGAGUUCAGUAUGACCUACGAUGUUACGGAUUCAGGAAUGAAAACGACUGAGCUUCCCUAAUACAUUCGGUUCUCUUCGGAAAUGACAACAGUUAAUUGUACUCAACACAUCAAACCCGAUGACUAAGACCGGAGGAAGACGAAAUUUCAGGUAACUUCAUAUUUAUGGUAAGACAUUCAACUCAAACGGAAUUAGUACAAAAAAAGGUCGCUACUAGAUUAGCAGAAUAUGACCAAGCAUGUAGCAAUUUACCGAACUAAGAAAACGUGACAGCCAUUCAGAGGGCAAAGGUCAUGCGGAAAAUCGAAUUGGUAGAAAGCUUGCGAACGGUUAUCGUUUCUGAAUAGAUUUUAGCCUUUCUAUUAAAAUUUGACUAUUCUUGCGACCGCCUUAACAUUAUCAAGAAAUUUUUCAAAUUUAUUCACUUCAGUUAGAAAAUUUGUUACGUCUUCUAAAUUAGUUCUUGCCAAAUUGUUAGCACAUUACUUGAAGCGAUAGCGUGCAUCAUCUUCAGUACCAUACAAUUAACCAAUACCGGUAAAAUAUAUAUUCAUCUGAAUAAUGUGUAAUCUAUCUCCGUAUAGUUUUUCUUAGAAGUUAUACGAAACUGAUGUUUAAUAAUAACUAAACCUGCGUAUGGACAAAUUAUGCGUGUAUUUGGACUUGUAAAUGUUAGUAAGCACCAUAGCAAAAACUUGCGUGUGGAAUUCCCCCGAAACUAUGUAAGUAGACCAGAAUAAAACGGGCUUAAUUACAGUUAUUUCUGAAGUAAUCAUGGCAAUUCGUAUUAUAACACAUUUUGUUGUUGAGAUCACUGAUAUUGGUGUUAUCAACCACUCAUUUCUAUGUAAUUGGUUAUCAUAAUGACACUCAAAUUGUGGAUUCACUGUAUAGAAAAGUUGGUACUUGUACGGUAUGGUUGUAUAUUAUGGUAUACUUUUGGGGUAUUUGUUUGGCCACCUAUGGACCUUGAAAUAUGAGGAUUUUGGGAAAGUUUACUUCACUUCUUUACGGAUUGAAUGUGCCAAAUUACAACUGCACUAUAAUAUUUACUGCUUGAUUAAUUUUUUCACAUUCACAUAUUGGUCGAUAUCCCUAACAGUUAAUAUGAGAAAAGCUAAACAAUAUCCGUUCACCUGUGAUAAUAACUCUAAAUACAUUUCAAAAAGUAUGUCAACGAUACCUUGUAGUUUAUCUAGAUUUCCCACUUUUGGCGUUGAGCAGUAUUGUUAUCGUAUUAUAUUAAACAUACUUUUCUUAGUAAAAUAAUUUGCUUCAGCAUAAAAUAACCAUAAUUUAACAUACUCCAAUAUGAUUUUUUUUCCAGUAUCGAUUUCUUAAUUCAUGUCAAUCGAAUGCAUGUCUGAUUCGCAAAAUUCUUCAUACCAUUGGUUUAUAUGCAUCAUGGGUUGAUUUAACACUUGUGGCUAAUACAGAAUGGAUUACAUUAUUAAGCCGAUUAUUACAAUUAUCAAUUGAUGAUAAUUCAGCAAAUGCAAUCAUUCGUUGCGGGAUUUAUUUAUAUUUAAUAGGUUUUGUAAAUAAAGGUAUGCAAGUAAUUGACAAAUUAAGGUUGUUAACUGGUAUUUGGGAACAGUUAGGAUCUAUGUUAAUUAAUGAUCCAAAUAUAUCGAAUUUCAUGAUGAAUUCAGCUAACGACACUUGUGACAACUUAAAUGAAGAUCAAUUAGAGUCCUUAUCUACAUUUGCUACUUUGAUCGAUGCAAUGGGAAAUCAAUUAUUGUCUGUGUACAGGAACUUGUAUGAAGCAACUUGGAUAAAUAACAGUUCAAAUCAAGCUAAUAAUCAGUUUCGAUCCGAUUCAGAUAAUAAUUCAUUCUUACCCAUUGCAUUAGAAGCCCUGGAAGACCGAUUAAAUAUUGCUGUACGUUUAUUUGAACAUAAAGAGCAGCAAAUCAGCCAAGUGGUUACACCAUUUCUUCGUUCUUAUCUUGGUCUAUUGAAAAGCGUUGUAAAUCAUCCGUCGGAAAAUCUUUUAUCACCAGGUGGACGUCGUUCACGCAAUCGUAAUAGUUCAACUUCAUUGGAUUCUACAAAUCCUUUAUUGUUGAACAGUACUACAUCACCUGGUCAUCUGGAAAUAAAUGAAAUCAGAUCGUUUUUUGUUAAACGUCUUCUAUUUGCAUGUAUAGAUAAAAUGAAGUGUCUUCCGAUUCGUGAUAAUCAAGGAGAUGAUGAUGAGAGUGAAUAUGAAGAAUACCGACAUGAACUACGCACACUAUUUGGAAAUAUCACACAGUUAGAUCAAAGAUUUGUAUUGGAUACUAUACAUCAAAUGGUUAGACAUUCCCAUCAUUUACUCAACUCAAAUGGUAUGGAAAAAUCUUCAUUUCCUCUGGAACAUGUGCAACAAAUUGAUGUAACUUUGAAUUUAUUCUAUUUGUUUGGAGAAAUUUGCAAAGCCAGUAAAAAUGAUCACUUCUGUCAAAGUUUUCCUCAACAUGAAACUAUGGUAUCAAUAAUGUCUAUACUGUGCAGUGAUUCCUUCUCUCGUUUACCACAUGAAACUCUUCAGUUACAGUAUUUCGAAAUAAUGGUUCGGUAUGAACGUUAUUUUUCGCUAGUACCUGAACACCUUUUGAAUGUGAUGCUCGCAUUUGUUGAUGAUCGAGGUUUGCAUAGUUCAUGGCAUAGUGUUAAAAUUCGCUGCGCUUAUUUAAUUAAUCGCAUUAUAAAGUCACACAAAAAAACUCUUCUUCCACAUACCGAAGAAUAUCUUUCACGUUUCUCCGACUUAUUAGAAUUGUCAUUAGAACCAGAUUCUAGUGUUGUAAAUGGUGAACUAAAUGGAAAUGUUGGUUUUGCCAAUGGAAAUACAUCGAAUUUUGGAAAAUCUGUUAAAACAGGCUUGGGUAUUACUGAACAAGGUUUCCUUUAUGAAGCAGCUGCGCAACUUAUCGCUGCAGGUGGUAUCCAACUGUCUAACUCAGAUAACAGUAAUAACAACGGAGAAGAUCGCGUCGGAGAAUUAUUCCGUGUUUUACUUACUCCUGUUAUGAUUCAGUAUGAUCAGUUUGUGACAAAGUAUGUUACUGAACAGAAUCCGAAAGUAGCUGAGGUUCGUGGAAUUUUAGUGAAACAAGUUACUGAUCUUAUUACAAAAACGACUCGAGUAUUUUCUCAACCAAAGUCUGUUAUGACCUCUGGAUGUGAAGCUGUGUUAAUUGAUGCAAUGCACCUCAUAAUUUCAGAAUUGUCGCGUUUCCCUACAGAAGCUGCUAGUCCCGGUCGACAAGCUGCAUGCGCCGGUGUUCGUGCAUUCUUGCAUCGAAUGGUUGCUUGUAUUGUACCAACAAAUGAAUCUAACUCGAUUGGAUGCAGAAGUACUUUGACAUCGGAUAUUUUAUUGGUUGCGCUUGUAGACGCUGUUCCCAAGUUGGUAAGACCGUUACAGUCUACAGUCGCUUGUUAUACUACUGCCAAUCAAGUGUUAGAUAUAGUCGACGCCGAACAACGUUGGAAAGAAAUCAGAGAUGUAAUCCCUCUUGUUACACAAGUAGUACUGAGAUAUAAGAACCAAAGUAUUCCAUUUUUAUCAACUUGUCUACCGCAUUUAAUGGAAGUUAUCAUUAAUGCGUUAAAUGAAUCAUUACCACCGAAUCAUCCAACAUUAAUUGAAGAAAAAAAAUUACUACGCCGCGGAUACCUCCAAUUAGUUCAAACUAUAUAUCAAUCAGUUCCUGAUGUAUUUUCACAACUUAUUAGUGAAAAUAUUGUACAAAAUCUUUCUACAGUACUUGGACAAGUUCAAGCUUGCUUAGAGUCUGAUGAUCCAACUGGAUUACGUUCAGGCGUAAUAUUAUUUUUACAACUUAUACAAUCAGCUGCUCAUAAUUUACAAUUUUAUGAAGAUUUUUUGUUGCCACAUCUUGUUCCAUUUUUUAUACUUGGUCCGAUAUCUCCUGUCUUUCGCUUGACUGAUGGUCAGUUCAUAUUGGCUUUGGAUAAAAUUGCUGAAAGUCUUCAUGUUUUGUAUCAAAAACAAGAUGGAUUGUACACAUAUUUAAAAGAUUACUUUCUGCCACGACAACAAUUAUCUCCAGAAUUAAUUCAAUCUUACACAAGUGCAUUAAAAUCUAGUUUAAAAGAUUUUCAACUGUUUGUCAGAAGCUUCUAUGCACAUUUUCAUUGAUGCUUAGUGCUUAGUCAUUUGAAUUAAUUCUAAGCGAGAAUAACAAAGCAUCGUCCAGAUACUUUCGGUAUUGUAUAGAUUUGAAUUGCUGAUUUUUAUUCAUAUUAAAACGAUUUAAUGCUUGUGUUUCUUUUUGAGUUAGUUUGAUGUCAAUGUGUAGUCUAUAUAUAUUUAGGCUAAAUAUUUGAACUAUACAUGUAAAUCUUCCUAUGAAUCUGUUUGUAAACGAAGCGCGAUUUCUGUUUUUAUGACUUACAUUCCUGUGUAAUGAGUAAAAAAUAGGAGAUACAAUUUAGCAUCUAUGACUUUCUUUUUUGCCAUUUAUUCCCUUCUCUCUUCUUAAGUUAACAGUGAUUGAUCAAUUGACUGUUUAAUUUUUACUGGUUAUACUACCCCCUUCAGAAAAAAAGUUAUUUCUGUUAAUUCUUUUUCUGUAACUUCUAAAUCUAUUUUGUACAUGGUGUUUUGUGUUCAUUCAAAAGGAAAAACUGACAGUAUACUAGUAUCAGUCAGUUUC